UUGGGCUGUUUGACGUCUGAUCACGUGGUUAUGCUUUUAUGUUUUGUCAUGACAUUAUAUUGAGGUGUGUUGUUGUUCCCAGGAGUUGAUGUGGUGCUCAGCGCCUUGCCAGGAGACGGACGUUUGGCCAGUCUGAGAAUUCUACGCAGGGGCGGCACUUUCCUCGACCUGGCUGCCAGCCUUACUCCAGAUGUCACACCGUCUUCCAGUGUGGUCAGCCACCUGGCAAGCAAGAGCAUCAUGGGCCUGGACUUCCUCCAGAUGAUGCUGGACCCAGAGUUCAGCAAGGACAAGGUCACGGUGCAGCGACUGCUGGAAGAUGCUCUCAGGGAGGGCUACGUGACACCCAUCAAUACGGUGACUUUUGACCCCUUGGAAGUGGCGGAAGCUUUCAAGAUGGCGGCAGAAGGAUCUCAGAACGGGAAAAUUGUCAUCAAAUUCCGGGAGGAAGAAAAGAACAGCACAAGUGUUCCCAAGGCCGUGUCCUUGAACGCAGCACCCCAGGUGACAUGUGACCCUGACAAGAGUUACGUCAUUGUUGGAGGUAUCGGUGGCUUCGGCCUUGACCUCGCCCAGUGGCUUGUGACCAGGGGAUGUACAAAGCUCGUCCUCACUGGCAGCAACAAAGAAGUCCUUCAGUCAGGUUACCUCCAGAGACGCAUCAAGCUAUGGCAGAGCGAGGGCGUGAAGGUGACCUCUGCCCUUGACCCUUGUGACAACAUUGAUGGGGCGCGAGGGAUCAUGGCCUUGGCACAGACUCUGGCGCCAGUGGGCGGGGUCUUCCUUGUCAACAGGAUGUACAGAGCGGGUGACCUGGUGGAUCAGUCAGAGGACGCCUUCAAAGAGAUCUUCCGCCGCACCGUUCAGCCAAUCACCUACCUGGAUUCGGUAACCAGAGACCAGACUCUGAGGUCAACAGUUCACCUUUUCGUGGCCUUCACCUCUGUCGUAGGCUCACGAGGACAGGCGGGUCAAACGAACUUCGCCUUCGCCAAUGCGUACAUUGAUAGAGUGUGCAAGAAGCGUGCAAUCGACGGACUGCCAGCCCGAACCAUCCAAUGGGGAGCUGUUGGUGACAUUUGCUUGCCAACCUCCUCAUGGGAAGAGGACACAGACGGAGCCUCCGCUUGUGGUACGGAGCCACAGUCUCUGAAGUCUCGCCAACAGGCGCUGGACGUACUCAUGAGCAGCCCCUACGUGGCCACGAGCUCCUACGUUUUGCCCAGUUCCGAUAUUGGGGGCUCUGGCUCUCAGUCGCGUGGCACCAAACUGCAGCUUAUUGUGGCCAAGGAGUUUGGUCUCCCUGACUUCUCCGAGUACGACCCUAACUCCACUUUGGCAGACCUUGGAAUGGACUCCAUCAUGGGAGCUCAGGUGAAGACAAUCUUUGACAACGAGUACAAGCUCUUCCUCACCACUGGAGACUUGAGCAAUCUGACCAUUGAUGAUAUGAGGAAGAUUGACGAGAAAACCUACGUGAUGCCCCAAAGCAGCUGAACAGGCAGCUAGGAUGUACUGUUCGUUUGAACAGUGGGUCAGGAAAAGGAUCCAUUUUGCCACGUUGAUUACAACAAUUGUUUUAUGCUCGAAUCUAAGCUUGUGUUUGAUUUUGUCAUAUCACUCAAAACAUAAUAUUUACUUCUACCCCAAAUAUCGAUUUGUUUCAACUGUCGGAACAGAAUAAAAAAAUUGUUACCUGAUUAAUGUAUUAUUGACCCCAUGUGUUUCGCAUCCAAGUUUCUGUUUCUGAAAUGAAAUAUUCUGACAUCACUAACUAAAGCAGAUAGUAUUGUGAAGUUGAGUGGGCCUCUCUCGGGAGAGAUUCAUAGACAAAUAAGUAUAAAAUAUCAAAACUUUACCAUGUUCGUUUGCUGACACUGCUGCUGCUAUCGGUAUCUUUUUUUUCUUUUUUUUAAAUUGUACUUGAAGUCAACAUCAUAAAUGUUUAAUAUUAUGAUAGAAGAGAAAAAAAGAUAAGAAAAACCAUUGUUUUCAUCCUUACCCAGAUUUUGUUUCUGUUCCUCAUACAACGACAUUCCAAAGGCAUGCCUGCAGCUGAAAUAAAAUCUGCAAAAUUGAUAAAAAGAAUCAAGUUUCAACAUGUGUUUAAAACAAACGAUCCAUGUUGAAAUUGUGUACCAAGGUUUUGUCACUGCUUUUGUUAAAUGUAUAUUAGUGAAAGAUUUGUGAUAUAAAAUGUAAUUGUUUUAGGUGAACGUGCUUACAUGUUCUUGUUAUAUUUUCUUGGAAAUGUGCAAUGUUUAACAAGUAAAUAUCAAAAUGCCCCAUGUAAACAUGAAAUACUUGUACGCUGAGGUCUGAAGUUGAUUCACAUUUGCUUCAAUAAAGGACAGACGAGCACUGACCUUUUCAUGUUUUCCAACUUCAAUUGAUGGAGCUUGACAAAAGAGCUCAGUAUUAUUUAAUUUCUUUGUGGACUAUGUCAAAACAGAAUCAGGAAACCAAAUAAAAACAAACAAGUCGCAAGCUAGUAAGCGGCAUGUUCGAUCCGCUUUUUUGAAUAUUUGAAAAAAAUUGUCUUUUGAAAGAAAAAAAUCAAUUAAAGAAAUUAACCACAUUUUAAUA
Molecule: messenger RNA, 2586 nt
Organism: Aplysia californica (California sea hare)
Lineage: Eukaryota; Metazoa; Mollusca; Gastropoda; Aplysiida; Aplysiidae
Product: fatty acid synthase
Exons: 9
Coding region: 241-1497 (418 amino acids)
Biological process (GO): fatty acid biosynthetic process
Molecular function (GO): fatty acid synthase activity
Source: RefSeq, a predicted model, not a curated record